Messenger RNA from Drosophila rhopaloa, 1372 nucleotides. RefSeq names its product ras-related protein Rab-14 (gene RabX6). Bases 119 to 760 code for a protein of 213 amino acids. Gene Ontology annotation, molecular function: GTP binding; GTPase activity. The transcript is spliced from 2 exons. The record is from RefSeq and is a predicted model, not a curated record. NCBI's taxonomy places the organism in Eukaryota, Metazoa, Arthropoda, Insecta, Diptera, Drosophilidae.
UUUGCAAGAACAGCUGUUGGCGCUUUGUUUUUUUCGUCGUCUUUGUGUCUGCAGGUCCAAAACUAUCAAACUAUCAUUAAUCCAAUUAAUUUUGCAUAAAUAAAGGCGAAUCACAGCGAUGGCCACGAUGCGCAUACCCAAACAGAAGGUGAUCCUGUGCGGCGAUUACGGAGUGGGCAAGAGCUCCCUGUUCCGGCGAUUCGCCACCAACACCUUUGUCACGGAUACGGAUCGCAAAUCCACGCUGGGACUGGACCACAUCGAUAGGGAGUAUAGCGUCAAUGAGAAGCAGAUCAAGCUCCAACUGUGGGACACUGGCGGCAUGGAGCGCGUGGCCUCGGUGACCUCCUCGUACUACAAAUUCGCCGAAGGAGCUAUCCUGGUCUUCGCCUUGGACAAUGCCGCAUCGUUUCACUCGCUGUCGCAGCAUUUGCUGGACAUUGUGACGUAUGCGGAGAACGCCAAGAUCUUCAUUUGCGGCAACAAGAGCGAUCUGGAGGGCAGGGAGCCGGAGGUGAGCGACGAGGAGGUGGAGGCCUUCUGCGAGCAGUGUCACUCGUUGAUCAGUGCCACCUACAAGACCUCCUGUCGCAGCGGCGGCGGCGUGGAGGAAAUGUUUCAGGACAUCUCAAGGCAACUGGUCCAAGCAAAUCGCUCCAAGAUGGAGCUGCAGGCUCUGGAGCACAAGAGCUUCCAGGUGGACACCGCGGGCAGCAGUGCGACGAUCAACGAGGAGGAUGGAUCCUCCUGCGGCUGCUAGCAGUUGGGGAACAUUGAGUUUGGCUAGGCAUCCACAUCCUGGCCAGGCUCAAUGACCCAUGCAGAGAUGCAUUUUCACUGUUUCCUUUAUUUAUUAACAGUUAUUGGCUAUGUUUAUUGUUUUUUGAUACAUGUUCAUUUUAAAUUGAUACGAAAAAUACGUCCCGAAUGCGAACACGAGUCAUAGAGUAGGAUUAGUUAUUAACCAGACGCCAAACAUUAACCAUUUAAACUUUGUACACGUAAAUAAGGAUGGGUCAAUACGAAAAUGUAGGAAAUGAAAGUAUGCAGUAAGAACUUUGACUAACAAAAGAAUAACGUAAACGAAAUGGGUCUUAGUCAUAUCCUUAAAAGCUAUUGGGUCAGAAAAAUUAACUUUAUGGUUAUGUAACUUUAAUAACCUAAGCAAAUACUUUUAAAUGUGUCCUAUUUUUGGCUUCAAUUUUACACUUUUAAUGAACAGGUCGAAAUUAUACUAAACGAUUCGCAUUGAAAGUAAUGAACCCAUCCUUUCGUAUAUAGAUUAGUGCGUAAGCCUGCAGCUUUCUUCCACAGAAUAUCUCGUAAAGAUAAACUAUGCUAAACAAUAAAUAAUCAACUCACGAAACUGGAA